Telopea speciosissima is the source of this 637-nucleotide messenger RNA. RefSeq names its product outer envelope pore protein 16-3, chloroplastic/mitochondrial. Gene Ontology annotation, biological process: protein insertion into mitochondrial inner membrane. Gene Ontology annotation, cellular component: TIM22 mitochondrial import inner membrane insertion complex. The transcript is spliced from 4 exons. Gene Ontology annotation, molecular function: transmembrane protein transporter activity. The coding region runs from base 98 to 574 and encodes 158 amino acids. Lineage: Eukaryota; Viridiplantae; Streptophyta; Magnoliopsida; Proteales; Proteaceae. The record is from RefSeq and is a predicted model, not a curated record.
GUUUAGGGCAGUUUCGUAAGCGAAGACCAGCGUUCUUUGGUUUCGGUGGACAGUGGAAUCGAAAUUUGGAGCUCUUUCUUUGGGUUAGAAGAGAACCAUGGAUCCUUCAGAAAUGAGAUAUUUAGAGGAUAAUGACACUGCAACGAUGAAGACGAUCAAGGGUGCGACUUCGGGCUUAGUUGCUGGGACUAUUUGGGGAACAAUUGUUGCGACUUGGCACGAUGUGCCUCGUGUUGAGAGAAAUGUUGCGCUUCCUGGCCUGAUAAGGACUCUGAAGAUGAUGGGUAACCAUGGUUUGACCUUUGCUGCAAUUGGAGGGGUUUAUAUUGGCGUGGACCAGAUGGUUCAGAAGUACAGGAUGAAGAGAGACUUUGUUAAUGGAGCUGUGGGUGGAUUUGUUGCUGGAGCCACCGUUUUGGGUUUCAAAGGGAGGAGUAUCAAGACAGCAAUUUCUGCUGGAGCUGCCCUGGCUGUCACUUCUUCUCUCAUUGAUUUUGGUGGUCAAACCACGAGGUUCGAUGUAGGGAAGGAGUACUACCCGUACACCACCGAGAAGAGGCCCUCCACUAGUUGAUUGUCCCUCAGUUCUUGCUGUGAAGAAGUAAUGGGCGUCCCUGGAAGCCCAGUUAUUCUUCUA